AUGCCGGGCGUGGUCAGUUAUGCCAAGGGCGGUGUCCGCCAGCGCAGCCGUGAAUCACGUCCUGCCCGCGCUGGAGAGGAGGGGGAGGAGUCCCGAGACCCGCGCCUGCAAACGUCGGUGCGGUGUGCCCCGCCGAGGAAGGAGGGGACAAGAGAGCAAAACCGCGGGCUCAAGUCCCCUGGGGCGUUGGAGCCUUUGGGGUCUGCCUUCUGCAACGUGGUUUCCGAGUCUGCUGUCUGCGUCCACGGCUUCCACCGCCGCACGCAUGGCCUCCACCAACCGCGCAUCGGGCACUGUGUUUAG
Messenger RNA from Rangifer tarandus platyrhynchus (Svalbard reindeer), 303 nucleotides. The record is from the annotation of a GenBank genome assembly. NCBI's taxonomy places the organism in Eukaryota, Metazoa, Chordata, Mammalia, Artiodactyla, Cervidae.